AGCGCCUCUGUCUUCCGGCGCCCUCUCUCUUCUCUGGGAAAUUCUCCCCUUAUUGCUGUCCAUUCUGCUCCCUAUUUUCCUGGCCCUUUUCUGCCACUAUCCCCUUCCCUUUUUCAUCCCCCCUUGUAUUUUUUUGUAGCCGCCUCUGUCUGGCUGCCAGUUGGCUGUCAUUUAUCCCCACUUCGGGUUCAGUUUCGGCUUCCACCAAUUUCCCCCACUCCCUCCAACCCUCCAACCCUUCAUUGCCCCUUUUUAUCAUUUAUGGCCGUCGUUCUCUGGCUUUUUAUGUGCGCUAUUUCGCGAAGUAGAACAAUAGCCGCCCGCCCGCCAUCUCAUUCAUCCCAGUGGCAAAGUCCUGGGAUCCUGGGAUCCCCGGAAUCCUGGGUCCUGAGUCCUGAGUCCUGAAUCCUCAGCUACUCGGCUCCUCGGCUCCUACUUCAUCUUCGUGUGCCUUUGUUACAACAAAACGGACAGGGUGAGCCACUGUCCUUCACCACUAUCCUUGCGCCCUCGCGCUACUUUAUUGUCUUGCCAAAAGAAAUAGACUUUUAAUAUACUUGGCCAUUCAGAGCACAAAACAGGCAGCUCCCUGGGAAAACUCCUUUUCUUUUCUCUUUUUUUUUUGUAUUUUGUGUUUCUGUUCUACGGAAAAACAAGCGGAGAAGUACGGAGAAGUGUCUGGGAGUGUGGAAAUAUUAGGCGAUUUUGCCAGUUCAUUGACUUGCCACAACAAUAGUUUGAAGUUUGUCUGCCAAAAUAUGAGAGUCCGAAUAAAAUGGAAGCAAUUCGAACGAGAGGGGGGAAAAAACAGAAGCUAAAAAGUUUUUCACUUUAAUAGUUCGACCAAUUUGAGAGUGGCUAAAAGGCCGAGGAUAAUGGCAGCACAGGGAGCGCAAAUAAAAUCACACUCCGAUUUAUUUGUACUUCUGGAGGGGCGACUCUGCGACUUUAUCAAUUGGAACUUUAAUGGCAGAAAAAUACGAAGUGUCGAGAUGGGUGUGUUGGGAUUGCUAAUUGAAUAAAUUAUACAAAAUGAAAGAGCAAUCAUAGGUUUUCAAUAUUUAAUAAACAUAAAAUAUUUGUGAUCUGAAGUUCGAAGUGGGUUCCAAAAUAUAUAUUAUAUUUCCCAAGUAGGCUUUACUCUAUUAGCAGUUUUCGAACUCUAAAGUCAUGAAUCAAUCAGCUCAGUUCAUAUACAAAACAGUAACUAAACACAACACCAAAAUUUAAUUUCGAAACACUCCAUCAAAAUUUUGUUGUUUCAGAUCUAGAAACUACGAAUUAGGCGACCGGGGAUUCUACAAUUUCAGAACUCCAAAGAACCUCGAGCUCUAGUUCCAAAAACUAAAGCCAUGGCCGAGAAGAAAGUCGAGGAUAACGAGAGUUCCAUGGAACCCACUGCCAGUUCAUCUUCGAAUCCUCCGAAUCGCUUGAAUAGCCAACGUCGCACUCAAGAGCAGAAUAAUGCCGUAUUUGCUCGACUUUUCGCCAGUUUGGACAGCGAGCAUCGAAAGUUGAAAGAGUUGGAAGAGCGGCGAUCAAGGCUCACCGAAGAAAUGAAGCAUCUGAGGGCUCUGUUAUUUGCAGAGAAUACAAAACUCCGACAGACGAUGGCUCCAGCUCCGGGAAACGCGGUUCCCGGUGCUAAUCCCAUAGCCCAAAGUGAAGCAUCUGCUGGUUCUAGUGUCAAUCCCAUCGUGAAACCUUUAGUUUUGUCCCGAAAAUCCUCGAGUAAAUCGGUGACCAUUGCCGAACCACCAAUUCAAAGCGCGCCCAUCAAAAGAAAAGCCAGUUCAAAUAGUGUUCAAAGUUUGCAGAAAAGGGGAAGUUCACGAGGUCUCAAAGCAUCGUCAAAGAAAAUUAAACGUAGGAUGAUGCCAAAAAAUAUAUCCGAUACCAGAGAGGAAAUGUUGGACAUCCUCGAUGAAUCUGGGCAAUCUCCUUCUGCGGGCUCCACUUUGCGAAGCCCUGAGCAUCGGAGAUCCAAUCCAGAGAUUCGAAAAGAUGUUGACGAUGUUUUGGGUUCCCUGUCAGCACUUUUUACCAUAACGGAUGGCCAACAAGAAGGGCAAAGGGAUUCCCAAUUGACUGAACCAAGUUCAACUAAUUCUUUAACUAAUGAAGAUUUCCACCCGAAAAACUCCGAAGAAAAAUCUGGCAUUUUGAGCUCUGAUCAAGAUCCUGGUUAUUAUCUUCCAAGUGUUAACUCCUUGUUGAAGAAUUUACUAGGAAGUAGAGCCGCACCCAUCCCUUUGAUAGAGUUGCCAGAAGUAUCAAAUACUUUGCCCUCGGUUGAAAUUAGCGAAAGUUCGGCGAUCGUGGAGGAAGUCCUUCAAAACGAAACCGAAAAGAAAACUGAUUGAGGUCCUUUUAAUGUCCUUUCAAACUCUUCCAAUGGCUUUCUAAAUUCCAUCACUGGAUCUGACAGCAUUAUUUCAUCAAAUACACGAAUGAAAACCCAA
Molecule: messenger RNA, 2462 nt
Organism: Drosophila ficusphila
Lineage: Eukaryota; Metazoa; Arthropoda; Insecta; Diptera; Drosophilidae
Exons: 2
Coding region: 1353-2363 (336 amino acids)
Source: RefSeq, a predicted model, not a curated record